Messenger RNA from Zingiber officinale, 1318 nucleotides. RefSeq names its product homeobox-leucine zipper protein HOX13-like. Gene Ontology annotation, biological process: positive regulation of DNA-templated transcription. The transcript has 3 exons. Bases 354 to 818 code for a protein of 154 amino acids. Gene Ontology annotation, cellular component: nucleus. NCBI's taxonomy places the organism in Eukaryota, Viridiplantae, Streptophyta, Magnoliopsida, Zingiberales, Zingiberaceae. Gene Ontology annotation, molecular function: sequence-specific DNA binding; DNA-binding transcription factor activity. The record is from RefSeq and is a predicted model, not a curated record.
AACUUGCUGUUAUUGUUUCAGGGCAAUCUCUCGGAUCCAUAGAGAAGGAAAGCUCACGAGGACGAUCGAGCAAUCUCUCAGAUUCAUAGAGAAGGAAGGCUUGAGAGGAGAAUUAAUGAAGAUGAUGGUCAUGGAUGGAAAACAAGAGAUCUUUUGGAACACCAGCUGCUCUUUCUCUACCAAGCCUUCUUCUUCUUCCUACCUCCCUCUCUCCUCUUCUUCCCCAACUUUUCUACAUCCUCCAACUUCGUGAAGCUUCUCAAGAAAUCAGAUCGAAGUCUUUAUUCCUUUUUUUUUUAAAAAAAAACUGCAAUUUUUUUUUUUCUAUUGCUUGACGUGAGAAUCAAAUCGAUAUGCAGAAGCUCAGCAGCUCGUAUUCCUUCAAUGUGGAAGAGAAGGGGAAAAACAGAGUGAUGAAAUUGGACUACUGCAAGACGGAAGAGGAAGCAGAGGAGCUCGGAGAGAAGAAAAGGCGGCUCCGAGUGGAGCAAGUCGAGGCGCUGGAGAAGAAGUUGGUGGCGGAGGAGAAGCUUGACCCUGAAAAGAAGCAAAGACUUGCAGAGAACCUCGGCCAGCAGCCGCGGCAGAUGGCCGUCUGUUUCCAAAAUUGCCGCAAACGGUCUAAGAUGAAGCAACGGAAGCGCGAUUUCGAAGCCCUCAAGGCCCGCCACGACGCCCUCAAGCUCGAUUGCGACGCCAAACGCCGCCAAAACCAGGCUCUCAUCUCCCUAGUACGAUUUAGUAGCUACUUGGAUAAUCAUCUAUUGAUUCAGAUAACAGUACUUGGAUUUCUGUGGAUGAUUGAUUCAGAUACGUGAGCUGGAAUCCAAGCUCGCAGAAUCAACAGGGUGCGAGAUGGAGACGACGGGAAGGCUUCUUCCGAACUACAACUACACGGACGGGGCUUCGGAUACCGAUUCCAGCACCAGCAGCACGCUGUUGAAUGGCGAAGCAAACUAUGGCGACCACUACUGUUUGCUUCCCGAACAGAGCACACCAAGCUUCUCCUGGCGCUACUCUGACAUGGAUGACACAGACUAAGCUUGAAGCGAAUUGCCAACCCGUAGAGACAGACUAAAAAUGGAAGCGAUCGAGAGGCGCGAUUCAAUAAGGAGACGAAGCGACUGCUGCUUCUGUUGGAACUGGUACUUGGCAGGGGGGCGUACGGGCAUGGUAAUUUAGUAGCUUCCGCUUGUAGUUUCGAUUACAUGUAAGAAAUGUGCUACUGCAGUUAGUGUCAUCCUAAACGUUGCUUAUGUACUUUGCUGUGCAUUCAGUUGUAUGAAAAAACAAUUUGGGUGGUGUGCCUACGUACGCA